GGCUAGUGGUAUCACCACUAGACCAAACCCUUGUUCGUUAUACUUGUCAUUGUUAGGGUUAGAGUAGGUGCACUUCGACUUUAGAAAUUUAAAGUUCGGCCCGCACUCGUGUCAAUCUACUAGGAGACAAAGUGAUGAAUUUCUUAGGUAAUGACGAUACCCUCUUUAGUUUGGCCACGAGGCUGUCCAAAAAAAAAAAGCACCAGAUGAUGAACGACCUCACUGAUAUCACUCUGCACAUAGACAAAGAUUCUUGAUCAGCAGCUUCAUCUCACCACCAAAUCCACUAAAGCCAAUCGAGCACUAUAUUCCCUCCCAUUGGUAUAUAAGCAUUAAGCAGCUUUUCUAUGAAUAGGUUAAAUAGCAAACUUACGAGAGAAAAGGCUAAUGAACCUGGACGCCAUUGUAGGCAGCGUGCAUGAACAAUAAGGCUAUAGUGUAAGUCGAUGGAACUCGAAAGGAAGUUGGGUAAGCUAGAGCUCGAGGGAAGUGGAAAACCAGAAAAAAGGGUUAGUGUCAUUGAGGCCAUCAUUUCUUUAAUCUAAAAGAGGCAUCAUUUCUUCCCCUAACAAAGGUGGAAGGAAUCAAUCAAAUGGCCUUAUUCCUACUUGCCCAUUUGCAGGUGCAAUGAAUCUAGACACAUAUCAAUCUUGUUCAGUUUAAACAAAUCAAAAGAAUGGUAGAGAAUGGAGUCCUAAGGGGUUGGGUGGUGGAGUGAAGUUUGCACAGGGUCCAUUUUACAUAUAUUCAACUUUUAAAUCAAGUAUUGGUAAUAUUGUUAGAAUUUUAAGAAGAGACUUCUAGGUUAAACGGUCUUGUCUAGUAAUCAUGUGGUCGAGUAGUCACGUUGUUGAUGUCAGCGAUCAUAUACAUGUUAAUAACUUGAGUUAGAAACUUGAGUUAUAUAAACUUUCAAACCUCGACGCUUUUCCAAACUUCGACUUGUUCUUCCUGUACUUUGAUACGUUGAAUUGGUCUGAACUAAAGUCCAGUAAAACUUAUUAUGAGUCUGUUGAGUAGGUUCCUUGGAUCGGUUAACAGGAAAGGCGACAUCCAAGUUAAACGCAAAAAAAAAAAAGUACGGUUGGCCUACACAGCAAGUCAACCGAUGUGACAACCACAAGGUCGACUGUUCGAUGCUCCGAUCAACUUUCAUAUAACACAUAAAAUACAACUACGCAACUUCUAUUGAUACUGACAUCUUCCUUUGAAAUCGGUCAAUCGUCAUAAGCCACACAACACAAACCAAAUAACUUGUAUAUUGAUCGACCACAUUGACCAAUAAAAAUCGAUUUUUUUUGUACACCAAGUCGUCACUAUCUAUUAAUUGUGAUGUUUGAAUAUGAAACUGUGGCGUAGCUUAGCUACACAGCAAUUGCAACAGGAAAAACAAAUAAUUCAGCGCUACAAUACAUGUUUGUGCCCUUACCAAAAAUGGAAGAGGGGACUCUUUGAUCUUGUGAUUGGGAGGAACUAUUCACAGUUUUUUUUCGAGGAACUGAGAGGUGGACUUAGUUAGAAAGAAUGGUUGUGGUUUGUGGGGAGAUUUGACCUAGGAGUGUGGGAGAGGAAACUAGUAGACUUUGCUACAAACAAAUUGGGUCAGCAUCGAGAAGAAAAUUGGAAAUACCAAAACAAGUGACCAAACUACAUAAUGUCCUUGGAAAACAUUGAUUUAAUGGUAUCGGCGACAAUAAGAUAAUAGUAACGUAGAUGUCACGUACUGAAAAAAAGAGUAUGUGCCUCUUGACACCCUUCUAGGUUUUAUUUGUAUGUAUUUCCAAUACAUUAUAAGCAAAUUAUUGCUAUAAUUCCACACCUUUGCAACCACAAAGUUAAUCAAGAAUAACAUCCGGAAUCGGAUGAGAGACUUAUUUCCGAACGGUUUUUAUUUGUUGUAUUCGCCUGAAAGCAUUGAUUUGCAACAUAAACGAUGUAUAUAUUUUACAAAAUUUUCACGGUACUGUAUAUUUUACAAGGUAAAAUUUUAUUUUAAUUUAAUUAUCAUUGAACCACCUCUUCACGGUCAAAUCUGGCAUGGGUCGGCCGAUGGUGUUUUCACGGUCAAAUCCGCAUACCAUUUAGCUGUGGACCUGGAUAGGAGGAGAGGGCGAUGGCGAUCUAUGGUUGGUUGGAUGGAUAAGGAGUCAUGGAUUCGUGUUUGGGAUGCGGAUAUUCCGCCAAAACUAAAAGUUUUUGUCUGGCAAAUCCUAAACCGAAUUCUUCCAACCACGGAGGCACUUCUUGAGCGACGCGUCCCGGUGCAUCCCAGAUGUCCGGUGUGCUGGGAGAGUGUGGAAACGUUGAGCAUUUAUUCUUGGAUUGUCAUGUGGCUCGCGCCCUCUGGGACUACUCGGGGCUAGGGCAUCUAGGAGAAAGGCUCCCUCGCCAUACUUUCCCUCUGUUUUUGAAGAAGUUGUUGUCAUUGCUUCACCAACCUACUCUGUUGAUGGCUGUAGUGGCUGUCCUUUGGAGGAUUUGGCGCUCUCGGAACUGGGUCGUGUUUGAGGGUAAGCAAUUUGGGUUCCCAGCUCUAAUGCGUCAGUUCCACCAGCAGUAUGAGGAGUGGGUUCGGUUGCCUAAGGAUAGGAUUUCUCGAGAGGUCCCUCCUGUUCCAAAUGGUGGGCAGUCCCGAGGCAUUGCUAGGACUGGGAGUUUGGUCUGUAUGUGGGAUGGUGCGGUUAGGAGGGGGUCGCAUGCAGCAGGCGGUGCGGUUUUGCUGACUCCGACAAGAGAUGUCUGGCUGGUGAAGGGGAUUCAUAUUCCCUGCAUGGAUGACCCUAUGGUUGUGGAAUUGCUUGUCCUCCGGGAGGCGGUGUUCUGGUGCUUAUCAAUGGGCCUCUCGGAAGUACAGUUUGAAGGGGAUGCUAAGGUGCUUAUUGAUAAAAUUAAUCAGGAGGAUGCCAGGGAUAGUCGGGUGGGUGCUAUUUUGGAGGAGCUCUUGCAAAUUUUUAAUAGUUCGGGGUUUAGUGUUCGAUUUGUUGGUCGGCGUAGCAUAGGGUAGCCCAUUUGGUGGCUCGUAAAGCCCUCUCUUUGUACCCGGCUCAGAGUCGUUUCUUUGAUUUUCAGGCCUGACUGAACGCCUUUAUGUAACUAUCUAUUUUUUCUGAUCAAUACAAGAUUAUCUUUUGUCAAAAAAAAAACCACCUCUUCACGAAUCAUGAGUAAGGCAUUGAUUCUCUUUUCAAUCCUUCAUUUCCUCAAUACAUUAUUUGAGCUAAUGGAAUAUUGAUUUUUUUCCCCACAUAAUAUCGAAGUUGAAAAAUAUUGUGUUCGACAAUACUAACUAGUUAGUAACCUUAACACACAUUCAAACCGUCGGGCAAUAAUCUAAACAAUGAAUU
Messenger RNA from Linum trigynum, 3344 nucleotides. The record is from the annotation of a GenBank genome assembly. NCBI's taxonomy places the organism in Eukaryota, Viridiplantae, Streptophyta, Magnoliopsida, Malpighiales, Linaceae.